CCAGGGGCUUGUUUUGGAGCAUGACAGAAGUUGCGUAGUCAUAACACUCUAACGUAGCAGGCAAAUGGAAUGCUACUGGAACUUUCCACUGGACAGGAUAAAAGCUGUGAGCCUUAGUCUGCUCCGGACAUAAGCUCUCAGAAACACACUCAGAGACGAGACCAACAGAGACCAGCAGAAACGACACAGAGUUGAUUUGAAGAUGCUUUGCCCCAGCAUGAUGCAGCCUUCCCUCAAUCCAAUGAGCCCAAUGAGCCCCUUCAUGGACUUCCACUGGCCCGUUCGCAGUCUCUGGCCAGAGACACGGCCUCUCUUCUUCCAGAUGGAGCAGGAAAUUAUGCGAAAUAUGCAGGAGAUGAGGCACAAUAUGGAAUAUAUGCAACGACUGCACCAAAAGAUUUUUGAAGACAUUGAAGGCCCAUUAUCUUCAACUGAGUUCAAGCCCAUCUCUUUCCAGAUGGGAAAAGAUAACAACCGUUUUGCACUGACACUGGACACUAAAGACUUCUCCCCAGAGGAGCUGUCUGUCAAGCAGGUGGGCAGGAAGCUGAGAGUCAGUGGGAAGACAGAGAAGAAGCAGGAUGAUGGAAAGGGCUCCUUCUCUUACAGAUGCCAGGAGUUUAAACAGGAGUUUGAUCUGCCUGAAGGUGUGAAUCCUGAGACGGUCACCUGCUCUUUGAACGAUGGACAGCUACAGAUCCAGGCUCCAAAAGUGGUUGCUGUGACAGAAGGCAAUGAGAGAGUGGUUCCUAUCACUUGCUUACCUGCCAUAACCUCACCCGGCGCCGCAGCUGAGAGCACUGCUGUAGAGGCAGAGCCCAAGAAGGACUGAUUAUGAUGACUCUGUAUCAUGAUAUAAAUAAUACCAUUAGCUUUAUGGCUGGACAAUAAUAUACAACUCCCAUGAAUACCAGUUAGUACAGACAUCAGUGAAUUAUCUCGGGUAAAUUGCUCUUUUGUCAAAUUUGAUAAAUGCAAUGUCAAUAAUUCUCAAUGGCAUGGAAUGUAAAGCCAAUGUUUAUGCACAUUCAAUAAAUGUAUUUUUAUUUUG
This is a messenger RNA of Salmo salar (Atlantic salmon), 1051 nucleotides long. RefSeq names its product heat shock protein beta-11. The record is from RefSeq and is a predicted model, not a curated record. Gene Ontology annotation, biological process: protein refolding; response to heat. Gene Ontology annotation, cellular component: cytoplasm; nucleus. NCBI's taxonomy places the organism in Eukaryota, Metazoa, Chordata, Actinopteri, Salmoniformes, Salmonidae.